Messenger RNA from Pieris napi, 4570 nucleotides. Its product is annotated as protein cab-1. Gene Ontology annotation, cellular component: membrane. The record is from RefSeq and is a predicted model, not a curated record. Bases 72 to 1490 code for a protein of 472 amino acids. The transcript is spliced from 9 exons. NCBI's taxonomy places the organism in Eukaryota, Metazoa, Arthropoda, Insecta, Lepidoptera, Pieridae.
CGAUUGAUGCGCGAGUGCGCGCCUAAGCGCGGGAACGAUGAACAAGUAUCUUUGGCACAAGAGUUCGCACCAUGAUCGCGAAAGGGCUCGCCUUGGCUCUCCUCUUAGCGUCUACGUUCGCCCGUCAGCCGGGCUUGCCUUACGCGCCAGGGUUAGCAUUAGAACCUCCCGAUAAGGAGCAAGUUGGCCAGGAGCUGUAUCGUGAAAUCUUGUCUCCCUACGAGCCACAUUAUCUUCAAUACGAUGAAAGUCCUAAAGUGUACGUUGCUCGUGGAGAUAUCUUCAAACUUCAACCGACACGCGGCGAUCUCUUGUCGAAGGAAAUAGCCUUAUUAAAACGUUGGGAGGGAUUAUCCCAGAUCGGUCCAGACUAUAACACACUCGACUAUAACCAAGAGCGGCCAUCUUUGCUUCUCGCUCAUCUCGUUGGCCUCGACUAUCGCACGCCAAUAACAAACCGAAGAAUUUCUUAUAAUGAAGUGCUGAAUAACGUCGGUAGAGACAAACAAGUAAACGAACAAGUAAACGAACAAGUUAACGAACAAGUUAACGAACAAGUUAACGAACAAGUUACCGAACAAGUUAACACAGUGAAAGAGAAAGAUAAAGAAAUUACGGAAAAAGACGGAAAUGGAAAAACAGAAGAAGAGAUUGAAUUGGAGUCGUUACAGAAAGAAGACAGGAAUAAACAUUUUGCAUUGACACCACUGGAUGAAGGCUAUUUUGAUUCAGUAGUUAUACCAGGUGAAGUGAGAGCUCAGAUGAGCAAAAAUGAGUUGCUUGAACCAAGAAAGAUUCGCCAGAAUCCCAACUUGAGUAGAGCCAAGACCUUGGUCGCAGAGAACUUGGAUGAACUACGCCAUGGUUUGGCUAAUAAGGUGUACCGUAUACCUGUCUCCUUACUGCCAACAAACCUGCGAGUCUUGAAAAUUUCACAGCCUAAAGACUUUGAAGAGAGUACCGAUAAGGAUACGGGAAGCACCGUGAGACCUCAGAAUAUACACGUCAUUGAGUCUUUGACACCUCAACAGUCUCCUUCUAUACGCAGUAGCGCGUUGUUGGCAGCUGUCAUCGCCGCCCUAUCGUUGGCAGUUGUCGGUCUUGUUUUCGGAUGGUAUACUAUUAUCUAUCUACCCAGUAUUUCGAAGAAAGCCAAGGCAGCAGCUGACGUGGACUACCCGGCUUAUGGCGUCACAGGACCCACUUUGGACCAAUCUGGGGACCGUAAACUAGCCCACUCUGCUCAUAUGUAUCAUUACCAGCAUCAGAAACAACAAAUUCUGGCUAUGGAAAGUUGCCUGGGUCGUAAUGGGUCAGUCUCGGACCCAGAUUCUGAAGAAGAAAACGAAGAAGGGGAUUACACCGUGUACGAAUGUCCUGGAUUUGCUACUACGGGCAAUAUGGAAGUGAAAAAUCCUCUAUUCAGCGAUGACCCAACUCCUGCGACACCGGGGAAGUGCGAUGUGGUCCAACCACAACCUAAGGAAUAAACCAGCUGGCAUAAUAUGAAAUCUUCUACUCGCAAACAGCUGUCACGUAAUGGUAAACAUAUGUAUUCUAAAUGGCUAUGAUUUGUGCUAUACGAUUAUAUAUUUAGGCAUCACUUCCUAUGUUGCAUUUUGAUUACUUUAUAUUAUCUAAGUCUACGUUAAAAACGUGAUUCUUGCAUUACGUUUUUAUAAUAAUAAAUAUAUCUGCCCCUAUGUGAAGGGGUAUAUGUCAAACAUUUCUUCGUUGUCUAUGUUUGGUGUUAGAUAUAAGAAAAGCUUCAUGUACUAGUUAGUGUGACGAAUGAAUUUAUAAAAAAUAUUUUAAAACUUACCUCUAAGCUAAGUAAGCUCAAAAUUACAAAUUUAAAAAAUUAUUUCAAUUAUUGUAUUUAGCUAUCUAAAUAUUGAUGUUAAUUUACGAAAGAUUUACCUACUACUCGAGUUCCAGAGUCAAUUAAACAGUCAAAUAGUGUUAUUACCGGGUAGUUGUAUAACGUAUUUGUUAAAUCACUUUUAUUUUUAGGUAAAAAUGAGUAAUCUAUGUAUUCAACAAGAAUUUCUUUUACUAUUCGCAUUAAAUAAAGAGGAAAAAAUAAAUAAAAAAGCUUAUGUCCAAAACUUUGAUAGCAUCGCGUUGUACUGACACCCGAAAAAAAGAUGGCACUAUGCAUUAUAAAACUGUUUGUUACACACAUUACUACAUAACUAUUGUCACGUGAAUAUUUUUUCAAUUCGAUUAGUGUCAGAUAGAGGUUUUAAAGUAAAAGAUGCUUGUUUAGAGCCCUUGAUCCUCCAAAGUCUCUUCUAACUUUGUAAUUGUUCCCAACAUUUAUUAUAUUUAUAAAACCCUACAUAUCCAUAGCACAAUUUUUAUCGACUUAUUGAGGUGUCAUAAAUUAUAUCAGUGUUAUAAAUAAUUAUAUUUUAUGCAUGUUAUAUAUAGGCUUAUCGUAGAAUUUAAGAGAUAUUUAACCUAUCCUAGAUUACAAUUGAGGAGCACCAUGCCCUCAUACAAGAUAUAGAUAUGAUUAUUUACUAUUUUUUAAGUUUUCAACUGAUCUCAACAGUCUUUUCAAAAGGUUGUUAGUUUUAAUUUAAUUUAAGUAUUAUUUUCAUUUCACGAAAAUCACACAUAUAUUAGAUGCGCACUAUAGACGCAACUUGGAUCUGGAAACGUUUCAUCGUCGCCUUUUCUUAUUCACCACAUAUGUAACUGAAUCAUUUUGCCUAACUUUUGGAGAAGCAUGUUUAACAUUUAAAGAGGUGGAAAAUUUCAUUUCAAUAAUGAUUGCGCCGCCUCGCAAAAUUAAUUACCAUUUAUUAAAUGCACUUUGAUUUAAAUUCCAUCGUACAACUUACAAGCUUAUAAAGCAAUUCGCUUUCCAUUUCUGUAAUCGUUUCCCUGUAGGUAAUUGAAUAGUUAAUAGGCGAGUAUAAUUUGAUUUAGAACUUUUAUUUAGUUUGCAAUUUAUCGUAAGUAUGUCUAACGUGUUAGUAUUAAUUAUUACCAAGACAAGACAUAUUUUUGAGUGUAAGGUUGACGCAUUCUGUAUGAUUUUGCGUGUUGUUUAAGCUGUUAUUAUUAUAAAUGUUUGGCGUAGACAAAUGAGACUUCAAAGGGCCUACAGUGUUUUAUUACGUAUAUAUAUUUUAUAUAUCUCAUCAUCUUACUAAAUUUAUUUCAUUACACAGCACAAUUACAGUUCAGGUAAUAUAUUGCUUCUGUUUCUAUGUAGAGGAAUAUCCUAUUUAAAUUGGAAAAACAUUGUCUUCAAAAUUAAUUAAUAUUUUUCAAAAAUUGUGUUUUGGAUUUCGUCAAACAAUUUAAUUGCUAUUAGAUUUCAUGUAGGCCCUGCCGAAGCCUGAUUGCUUUUAUAUAUUUUCACAUCACUUAGGGGUCAUUAUUAUGAAAAUAUAUGUUAUUGUUAUACAAACGUAUAAACGCCUAUAAUAUGCUUUAACUGUCCCUUGAACUGUGUAAUGUCUAAUCCAACUGCUCUAAUCGUAUCAAAUAACUAUAUACUGUAGAGGUAUUAUAUAACUAUGUUAUUGGAUGUUUUAUAUUGACGUAAGGUUCAUUGUAAUUUUAACAGGUAAAACCUAAUCAAAUUAUUUUUCGAUGUAUAAUAUUAAAUGAAAAUUUCAAUAUUCAAAAAUAUUAUCUAAUUUAAAUUAAAUUCUUAAAUAUUUUAAAUAUAAACCUACUCAAAAAUGGAAGCUUUAAAAAAAUUACCUGAAUGAAUUGAAAUGAAUAACAGAGCACAAUUUAUUCCUGCUCCAAAAUUGUAUAAGAAAUGAUGGCCGACGGAACUCGAACUUAAAGUUCAAGUUAGAUAUUUAACUUUUAAUUACAUUAACUAAAUCAUAAAUUUAUCGAAACCCUAAUCUUUCUCUUUACGUAGAUAUUAAAUGUAUAUCUAAAACCCUAUUGUAAACGUAAAUUCAGUGUAACCUAAUUAAAAUAGCAACGUUGAUACAAAAUUUGUUUUAAUUUUCCUAACGUAAAAAUGUCUAUCUUAACAUUCUUGUGUUGUACUCGCUUCUGUGUUACUUGUGUAAUGUUUGUACAAUAUCUCUUAAUUAUGAGCCCUUAUGAUAGUCUGAGAUGGAUACUAUCUAGGGCGUAUUCAGCGAUAUAAGAUCUAUUAAGUAACAACGUAUUUGUGUAAUAUUUAAAUGAAUCAAUGAAAACGUAUAAAAAAGAUUAGGAAGUUGAGGCAGCUUUAAUAAUUCUGGGGAGGUCAACUUACUAUAGACACUUUCCACCAUGAAGUAAUUCCCAUUGACUUGCAAAUCAGCUUCCUUCUUUUGCCAUUGAUUGAUUAGCUACGAUUUCUGACCUACUGGUUAGUCGUCAUAGAGCAUAUAACAUUACUGUGCUAAAGCAAAUAUUUCUAUGGUUAUUCUUCUAGCAACGAUAUAUAUGUUAUGAAUAUAAUAAAUGAUGCAUGUAAUGAGAUAUAUUGUAUAAGAUGUAUUUACAGACGCAUUAAGAUUAUAAUUGCACACCGCGAAUGUAGUAAUAAAGUAUAUUUAUGUCGUAUUGAACCAAUAUGUGUAUUAUAUGUUUAUGCAAUUAA